Molecule: messenger RNA, 585 nt
Organism: Limulus polyphemus (Atlantic horseshoe crab)
Lineage: Eukaryota; Metazoa; Arthropoda; Merostomata; Xiphosura; Limulidae
Product: keratin-associated protein 19-2-like
Exons: 3
Coding region: 67-444 (125 amino acids)
Source: RefSeq, a predicted model, not a curated record
UACAGUGUCACACAGCUAAACAAGCCGGUUCUCUUCCAAACUCUCUUUCUUCCUAAACGUUACAAAAUGAACGCUCUGUCCGUUGUCGUUCUGAUUUUGAGUGUGGCCGCAGUGAUGGGCGGUUACCUCAGUGGUUACGGAGGUCUUGGCUAUGGCGGUUACGGACAUGGUGGCUAUGGCGGUUACGGACUCGGCGGCUAUGGCGGCUACGGACUCGGCAGCUAUGGCGGCUACGGACUCGGAGGAUAUGGCGGUUACGGACACGGAGGAUAUGGCGGUCACGGACUCGGGGGAUAUGGCGGUUACGGACUCGGAGGAUAUGGCGGUUACGGACACGGAGGAUAUGGCGGUUACGGACUCGGGGGAUAUGGCGGUUACGGACACGGAGGAUAUGGCGGUUACGGAUCUGGUUAUGGUCUCGGUGGUUACGGCGGUUACUGGUAAACAAUCGAAGGUCACCUGUACAAACACAGGAAACCCAGACGAAGAAGGAGAUGCGACCAAUUCAUUAAAAAAAUAAUUACAAUUUUCAACACAAGUCUCAUACUUAUUCCCAAUCAUAUUAUAUAGCAUUAAAUAUACUUC